Messenger RNA from Pseudophryne corroboree (corroboree frog), 2347 nucleotides. RefSeq names its product vitamin D3 hydroxylase-associated protein-like. The transcript is spliced from 17 exons. Gene Ontology annotation, biological process: fatty acid catabolic process. Bases 28 to 2004 code for a protein of 658 amino acids. The record is from RefSeq and is a predicted model, not a curated record. Gene Ontology annotation, molecular function: fatty acid amide hydrolase activity; amidase activity. NCBI's taxonomy places the organism in Eukaryota, Metazoa, Chordata, Amphibia, Anura, Myobatrachidae.
AUCAUACUGUGUAUUAAGAGGAAGCCCAUGAGCAGAGCAUUUUGUGCCUCCUGGAAAGUGUCAUGUUGUGAGUACUGUACGAACACGAUGAUGGAUAAGCUGACUCGGAUCCUCUCGGAGCACUUGCUGGAGUGUAAGCUCUUCGCAACUUUGGGAUGUCUACUGGUUGCAUCAAUCUAUGGGCUGAGGUGGAGAAAAAGGGAAUGUAUCCACAGGAAAAUGGAGAAGGAGAGGAAGAGGAGAGAGACCAGUGUGCAAUCAAUGAAGCAGGCGGUUGAGAAGUUUCACAAACUGAACCCUGGAGUGGACAGCGGUGCGAUCCUGAGCCUGACAUUCCAGGAGCUGACAGAGAAGCUGCAGAACGGAUCCCUUUCUCCAGAGACUGUCCUGUACUCCUACGCUAAGAAGGCGCUGGAAGUAGACUGCAAUGUGAACUGUGUGACCGUAUUUCUAUCGGACUGUGAGGCUCAGCUCAAGGGACUGAGAGAGAAAGAGGGAAAGGGUCCACUGUAUGGAGUCCCCAUCUCUAUAAAGGAACAUGUCGGUUAUCAGGGCCAUCCUUCCACAUGUGGCUUUGUUCAGUACCUCAGUGAGGUAGAGGAAGAGGACAGCAUCAUCGUUAAGGUUUUGAAGAAACAAGGAGCAAUUGUGUUUGCCAAGACAAAUGUUCCCCAGUCUCUCUUAUGCUGUGAAACCAGUAACCCGAUAUACAGAAUCACAGUAAACCCCUAUAACAGAGCCAAGGGGGUGUCGGGAUCUUCCGGCGGAGAGGGAGCAUUAAUUGGAGGUGGUGGUUCAAUUCUUGGUAUUGGAACAGACCUUGGUGGCAGCAUCCGCCUCCCAGCCAGCGUUUGUGGAAUCGCCGGAUUUAAGCCAACUUCCAGCAGACAGAGCCUUGGUGGCGUUCGUCCGUGUAUUGAUGGAAUGACUGCAGUGAGCCUAUGCUCUGGACCUAUGGGGAGAGAUGUGAACACCCUGGUAAUUUUCAUGAGGGCUCUAUGGUGUGAUGAAUUAUUUCGUCUUGACCCAUAUGUAACACCCCUUCAUUUCAACGAGGAGAUCUACUCCUCUACCAAACCUCUCCGUAUUGGAUACUAUGAAGAGGAUGGAUAUUUCAAGCCAAACCCUGGUAUGAGACGAGUUCUUCUAGAAACCAAACAUCUUCUAGAGGAUGCUGGACAUAAGCUCAUCCUGUUCAAUCCUCCUCGAGUGGGUUAUGCAUAUGAGUUAUUCUGGAAGGCAUUACUUGCAGACAAAGGGGAAACUGUAGCAGACAAGUUUAAGAACAACAUCAUGGACCCCAACCUGGAGGAAAGCGCACGUCUCAAAAACAUGUCCAACGUGGUGAAGAGGAUUCUGUGCUUUGUUCUCCAGCCAAUAUACCCAAGGAUCUCCAGUGCUAUAAAUUCCAGCCUUGGUGCCCGAUCUGUGAAGCAUCUCUGGAAGGAGCAGAUAGCCAUUCAGGAAUACCAGACAGAAUUCCUCACUGAAUGGAGAAAGCUGAAUCUAGAUGUGAUCCUAUGUCCCAUGCUGGGCCCGGCCUUCAACGUCGGCUAUCCGGGGAAACUAUUUGCUCCUCUCUCCUGCACAAUGUUGUACAAUUUAUUAAAUUAUCCGGCUGGAGUCAUUCCUGUUGGUUCCGUCACUGCGGAGGACGAGGAAGAGCUGAAACAUUACAGAGGUUACAGCAAUGAUCCCUGGGACAAGCUGUAUAAGAAGCAUAUCCAAGAUUCUGCUAACUUUAUGGUGGAAGCCUUAAAAGAAGUUGGUUUACUCAACGCAUGUACUUCUGCCAUGGCAGUGUUGGCAUGCAGGGCCUUGUGGCUACGACAAUGGACUGCGGAUGCACAGUCCAGAAAGGGCUUGGAAAGCCUACCGUUCAUGAGAGAGGCUCUUUUUGGAGAUGAACUGGAUAAGUGGAUAUCCAAGGCUACGGCGGGCUGUGGAAGGAGGGUUGGGUCUCCCACUGUCCGUUCAGUGUGUGGCACUCCCACACCAGGAUGAGCUCUGCCUACGUCUUAUGAAGGAAAUCGAGACACUCAGCAACCGUCACCAGAAGAGGCGAUAAGACCCUGCCUAGCUCUAUGGCAGAUCAUUAAUGGUCCUCAAACUGGAAAUUUAGAGAGACAUAUCCUACAUCUAGAUUUUAUUACAGAAAUCUAGAUCCCUUUAUUAUUCCACUAUCUGUAGAGGGCUACUAACAAAUCCUCUUCAUGGACAGCAGUGAGUAAAGUGACAGCCGUAGGAGGACACUAUUGAGGAUUCUUAUAACAAAGCAGUUAUUUUAAUCUGUAUUGUGUGUAAUACAACGGACGUUCAGCUAUAAUAAUAAACAUAUUUACAUGAA